AUGCUCUUGCUCUUUCUCUCCCGUGUAGUUCUCAAGAUGAGUACUAAAAUCAUCAAAGCGAGCGCCGCUGAGCCCGAUGUCUUCGAGACAUCGAUCUCACAGGCCCUGGUGGAGUUGGAGACCAACUCUGACCUGAAGGCUCAACUAAGGGAGUUGUAUAUAACAAAAGCGAAAGAAGUAGAACUUCACAACAAGAAGUCAAUCAUCAUCUACGUGCCUAUGCCCAAGCUGAAGGCUUUCCAGAAGAUCCAGAUCAGGCUGGUGCGUGAAUUGGAAAAGAAAUUCAGCGGUAAACACGUUGUGUUCAUCGGAGACCGCAAGAUUCUGCCCAAACCCAGCCACAAGACCCGUGUAGCCAACAAACAGAAGAGGCCCAGAUCCAGGACAUUGACGUCAGUAUACGACGCCAUCUUGGAGGACCUCGUGUUCCCCGCAGAGAUUGUUGGCAAGCGCAUCCGGAUCAAGCUGGACGGCUCUCAGCUCAUCAAAGUCCACCUCGACAAAAACCAGCAGACCACUAUUGAACAUAAGGUGGACACUUUCCAAUCGGUAUACAAGAAGCUUACGGGACGCGAAGUUACCUUUGAAUUCCCAGAACCCUACUUGUAA
Molecule: messenger RNA, 609 nt
Organism: Spodoptera littoralis (African cotton leafworm)
Lineage: Eukaryota; Metazoa; Arthropoda; Insecta; Lepidoptera; Noctuidae
Source: the annotation of a GenBank genome assembly